UCUCAUCUACGCUCGUCCGGAGGUCGUGCGAGAAGAUCUAGCCGAGGCUGGAUGAAUAUGAAGAUGUGGCAGAAACAUAAAUACUUAAUCCUGUGUCGAUCAGAACGAUUCUAUCUGCAUGACUUUCCUAUCAUCCACACCAGACUGAUCCAACCACAUCAACACCACCACAUCAUCACCACCACAUCAAACCACCUCUGUGACAAAACCACAUAUAAAGACGGGAAUAAAUUAUACAAGAUGCCCGUCCCUCGCCCCUCCGCCCUCAUCCUCCUCUACCCAGGCUUCAACACCCUCGACAUCAACGGCCCCUCCGAAAUCUUUUACAACGCUGGCAUCACCACGACCCUCGCCGCGCAAGAUGACCUGACCACCUCCCAAGAGCAAAUCACCAUCAAGCGCACCAUCGACCUCACCGAAGCCCACCGUCGCCUCGAUGAAUUCGACCUCCUCGUUAUCCCUGGCUCCCGCACCCUAGACACAAGCACACACAACUCCGACAUCCUCGACAUCCUGUCCGCCUUUUCCCGCCUCGCCCGCAAGACCACCUCCUCCUCCCCACUCGCCUCCCCCGUCUCCUCCCCACUCCCCUCGCCAUCCGACUCUAGCUCCUCCUCUCCCUCCCCCACCCGGUCCAACGAGCGCUCCAUCCUAACAGGCGCCAACGCAUCCCACCUCCUGGCAGAAUCAGGCUUGCUAGACGGCCUCUCCGCAACAGCACACAGGCUCGCCCUACCACAGCUGCGCGGCGCCGUCGACGACUACCAGGAGCGGAACUGCGGUGCGAGCGGCACGACAGUCCUGCCGGGGCGGGGGUCCUCAGAAAAGUUGCUUUACGUGGAUGGGGGCCUCACGGCUGGGGGGGUGCGCGUGCUGACUACGACAGGGCCGUCUGGGAUGCUCGAUGCGGCGCUUUAUAUGGUGAUGAGGGUGUUGGGGAAGGCUGAGGCGGAGGAGGCGUCUGUGUUUAUGGGGCAUCCUUGGCAGGUGGAUGUUUAGUUUUCUUUUCUUUUUUUGCCUUUGUCGUAUGUUAUUAUGUGAUACCAGAUUUUAUAUGCAUCAGUUAUAU
Molecule: messenger RNA, 1069 nt
Organism: Aspergillus candidus
Lineage: Eukaryota; Fungi; Ascomycota; Eurotiomycetes; Eurotiales; Aspergillaceae
Exons: 1
Coding region: 52-999 (315 amino acids)
Source: RefSeq, a predicted model, not a curated record